UCAACUUUUGGGUCUCAGCAGGAGUGAAGCUAAUGCAGCUUAAAAUAAUGCCGAAAAAGAAGCGCUUAUCGGCAGGCAAAGUGCCCCUGAUUCUCUUCCUGUGCCAGAUGAUUAGUGCACUGGAAGUACCUCUUGAUCAAAAACUUCUCGAAGACUUGGUACAACCUCCCACCAUCACACAACAGUCUCCAAAAGACUAUAUCAUUGACCCUCGGGAGAAUAUCGUCAUCCAGUGCGAAGCCAAAGGAAAGCCACCUCCAAGCUUUUCCUGGACACGUAAUGGGACUCAUUUUGACAUAGAUAAGGACCCUCUGGUUACCAUGAAACCUGGCUCAGGAACGCUCAUAAUCAACAUCAUGAGCGAAGGGAAAGCAGAAACAUAUGAAGGAGUCUAUCAGUGUACAGCAAGGAAUGAGCGAGGAGCCGCCAUUUCCAACAACAUUGUCAUCCGCCCAUCCAGAUCACCUUUGUGGACCAAAGAAAAACUUGAACCAAUGAUACUUCAAAAUGGUCAACCAUUAGUACUUCCCUGCAGACCCCCAAUUGGAUUACCACCAGCUAUAAUAUUUUGGAUGGAUAAUUCAUUUCAGAGACUUCCACAAAGUGAGAGGGUUUCUCAAGGUCUGAAUGGAGAUCUUUAUUUUUCCAAUGUCCUCCCGGAGGACACCCGGGAAGACUAUAUCUGCUAUGCCAGAUUUAAUCACACUCAGACCAUACAACAGAAGCAACCCAUAUCUGUGAAGGUGAUUUCAGUGGAUGAAUUGAAUGACACUCUAGCUGCUAAUUUGAGUGACACUGAGUUUUAUAGUGCUAGAUCAAGUAGAGAGAGGCCACCAACAUUUUUAACCCCAGAAGGCAAUGCGAGUCACAAAGAGGAAUUAAGAGGAAAUGUGCUUUCGCUGGAGUGCAUUGCAGAAGGCCUACCAACACCUAUUAUUUACUGGAUAAAAGAAGACGGAACACUACCCAUCAACAGAACAUUUUAUCGGAACUUUAAGAAAACAUUGCAGAUCACUCAUGUUUCAGAAGCAGACUCUGGAAACUACCAGUGCAUAGCAAAAAAUCCACUGGGAGCCAUUCAUCACACCAUUUCUGUCACAGUUAAAGCGGCUCCAUACUGGAUUGUGGCACCUCAAAAUCUUGUGCUGUCUCCAGGAGAGGAUGGGUCCCUGAUUUGCAGAGCUAACGGCAACCCCAAACCCAGAAUUAGCUGGUUAACAAAUGGAGUCCCAGUAGAAAUUGCUCCUGAUGACCCCAGCAGAAAAAUAGAUGGUGACACCAUUAUUUUUUCAAAUGUUCAAGAAAGAUCAAGUGCAGUUUAUCAGUGCAAUGCCUCCAAUGAGUAUGGGUAUUUACUGGCAAAUGCAUUUGUAAAUGUGCUCGCUGAGCCACCACGAAUCCUUACAUCUGCAAAUACACUGUACCAGGUCAUUGCAAAUAGCCCUGCCUUGCUAGACUGUGCCUUCUUUGGGUCUCCUCUGCCUACUAUUGAGUGGUUUAAAGGAGCUAAAGGAAGGGCUCUUCAUGAAGACAUUUAUGUUUUGCAUGAAAAUGGAACUCUAGAAAUUCCUGUGGCACAGAAGGAUAGUACAGGAACGUAUACGUGUGUUGCAAGGAAUAAAUUGGGCAUGGCCAAGAAUGAAGUUCACUUAGAAAUCAAAGAUCCCACGAGGAUCAUUAAACAACCUGAAUAUGCAAUUGUGCAAAGGGGGAGCACUGUGUCCUUUGAAUGCAAAGUGAAACAUGAUCACACCUUAAUUCCUACUGUCAUGUGGCUUAAGGACAAUGGUGAGCUGCCCAAUGAUGAAAGGUUCACUGUUGACAAAGACCACUUGGCAGUCACUGAUGUGGAUGAUGGAGAUGCUGGAACCUACACAUGUGUAGCCAACACAACACUGGACAAGGUUUCUGCUAGUGCUGUGCUCAGCGUUGUUGCUCCUACUCCAACUCCAGCUCCCAUUUACGAUGUCCCAAAUCCUCCCAUUGAUUUAGAAUUAACGAAUCAACUCGACAAAAGUGUUCAGCUGUCCUGGACCCCAGGCGAUGACAACAAUAGCCCUAUCACAAAAUUCAUCAUUGAAUAUGAAGAUACAAUACAUGAGGUGGGACUGUGGCACCACCAAGCUGAAGUUCCUGGAACACAGACCACAGCCCAGCUGAUGCUGUCUCCUUAUGUGAACUAUUCUUUCCGUGUGACGGCAGUGAACAACAUCGGCCAGAGCUUGCCCAGUAAGGCAUCAGAACAGUAUUUCACAAAAGCUGCAGAACCAGAUACAAAUCCCACAGCGGUGGAAGGACUUGGGUCAGAGCCAGAUAAUUUGGUGAUUACAUGGAAGCCCUUGAAUGGUUUUGAAUCAAAUGGGCCAGGCCUUCAGUACAAAGUGAGCUGGCGCCAGAAAGAUGGUGAUGAUGAAUGGACAUCUGUGCUUGUGGCAAACGUGUCGAAAUAUAUUGUCUCCGGCACACCAACCUUUGUCCCCUAUCUGAUCAAAGUGCAGGCCCUGAACAAUGUGGGCUUUGCUCCAGAACCAGCUGAAGUCAUGGGCCAUUCUGGAGAAGACCUCCCAAUGGUGGCUCCUGGGAAUGUGCAGGUAAAUGUGGUUAACAAUACCUUGGCUGAGGUUCACUGGGACCCAGUACCUCUGAAAAGUAUCCGAGGACACCUACAAGGCUAUCGGAUCUACUACUGGAAAAUCCAGAGUUCAUCCAGAAGGGACAAGCGUCACAUUGAAAAAAAGAUCCUUACCUUCCAGGGCAGCAAGACUCAUGGCAUGCUGCCUGGGCUGGAGCCCUUCAGCCAUUAUGCGCUCAACGUCCGAGUGGUCAACGGGAAAGGGGAGGGCCCAGCCAGCCCCGACAGGGUCUUCCACACUCCAGAAGGAGUCCCUAGUGCUCCAUCAUCUUUGAAGAUUGUUAAUCCUUCCCUGGACUCUCUCACUUUGGAAUGGGAUCCACCAAGUCACCCAAAUGGCAUUUUGACUGAGUACACCCUAAAAUACCAACCAAUUAAUAGCACUCAUGAAUUAGGCCCUCUGUUAGAUUUAAAAAUUCCUGCCAACAAGACAAGCUGGAUUUUAAAAAACUUAAAUUUCAGCACUCGAUACAAGUUUUACUUCUAUGCACAUACAUCAGCAGGACCAGGCAGUCAUCUUACAGAGGAAGCAGUCACAACUAUGGAUGCAGGUAAGAUGGCUGGUAUUCUUCCACCUGAUGUAGGUGCAGGCAAAGUUCAAGCAGUAAAUCCCAGGAUCAGCAAUCUAACUGCCACGGCUGCUGAGACGUAUGCCAAUAUCAGUUGGGAAUAUGAGGGACCAGAACGUGUGAAAUUUUAUGUUGAAUAUGGUGUAGCAGGCAGCAAAGAAGAUUGGAGAAAAGAAAUUGUAAAUGGUUCUCGGAGCUUCUUUGGGUUAAAGGGUCUAAUGCCAGGAACAGCAUACAAAGUUCGAGUUGGUGCUGAGGGGGACUCUGAUUUUGUGAGUUCAGAGGAUGUUUUUGAGACAGGCCCAGCAAUGGCAAGUCGUCAGGUGGAUAUUGCUACUCAGGGCUGGUUCAUAGGUCUAAUGUGUGCUGUCGCUCUCCUCAUCUUAAUUUUGUUGAUCGUUUGCUUCAUCAGAAGAAAUAAGGGUGGUAAAUACCCAGUUAAAGAAAAGGAAGACGCCCAUGCGGACCCUGAAAUCCAGCCGAUGAAGGAAGAUGAUGGGACUUUUGGUGAAUAUAGUGAUGCAGAAGACCAUAAGCCUUUGAAAAAAGGAAGCCGAACACCUUCAGAUAGGACUGUGAAAAAAGAAGACAGUGAUGACAGCCUGGUUGACUAUGGAGAGGGGGUGAAUGGCCAGUUCAAUGAAGAUGGCUCCUUUAUUGGACAAUACAGUGGUAAGAAAGAGAAAGAACCAGCCGAGGGAAAUGAGAGCUCGGAGGCACCUUCUCCUGUCAACGCCAUGAAUUCCUUUGUUUAAUUUGGAAACUCUUCGCCAAUGCUCCAUUUCUCUAGAACGUUUAUCUGAGCACUUGUUUGUUAGCCUUCUCAUAGUAUAAACAUAUGGGUAGGAAGUCCAUUUCUGCUAUAUGUAAAUAAUAUGAGAACGGUUAGAGUAAGAACAUCAUUCUAAUGAUAUGUCAAUGUGAACUGGGGUGCAAAGUGCAUUAAUUCUUCAUUCAACAGGGUUUGGUUUCUUUCCAAUUUCCUCAGAACUGAUAAAAUGAUGCAACAUCAUCAACAGAUCAUGUUAUUUCUUCUUCAGGAUACAGGAUGCAUGAAAAAUGCUACAUACUUAAAGGACCUACCUGUGUAUCUUAUUAAACAUGGUUUGAUACUUUGUUUAUACUGUCCUCCGCUGAACCCCUAAAUAUGAAUUCCGUUUUCAUUGUCAAGAGUGUUACAGUAGUAUUCCCUAGAACUUCAAUGUCUUUGUGGACAUUGUUGUGAAUUUGGUGACUCUAUGUCUAGCUGUUGUUAGUCUUUUGGGGGAGACUGUUAGGAACAGUGUGUACAGUAUAUUCUUGCUAAAUGAGAUCACUAUGACAGUUGCUGAUGCUUACUGAUGCUUACUGAAACUCUCUUACCUGCUCUUCACUCCUGUCACUUCUUAAGCUUCUAAUAUUCCAGGUAUUACAGCAGCACAGUGUUCUUCUGCUUUUUACAUUAUCUCUGUGUCUGGUUGUUUUGAGGCAAACAAGUGUAUUGCGAUGCAUUUCAGCAAUUGUGCCAUACUGAAAGAACUGAAUUAAAUCACUCCAAUUAAAUCUCAAAAGGUAUUCUAGAAAACACAGAGCAAGACACAUGUAGUGCCUUCAGACAAUAAGCAUUCCAUAACACUGCAUUCUGUACCAACUGGGGCAGCCAGCUCCAUCCCACGUUUCUGUCAUUGCCCACAAGUGACUUUUGAAAGGCAGAGA
Perognathus longimembris pacificus (Pacific pocket mouse) is the source of this 4896-nucleotide messenger RNA. RefSeq names its product neuronal cell adhesion molecule (gene Nrcam). NCBI's taxonomy places the organism in Eukaryota, Metazoa, Chordata, Mammalia, Rodentia, Heteromyidae. The transcript is spliced from 30 exons. The record is from RefSeq and is a predicted model, not a curated record. Gene Ontology annotation, molecular function: cell-cell adhesion mediator activity. Bases 33 to 3956 code for a protein of 1307 amino acids. Gene Ontology annotation, biological process: brain development; cell-cell adhesion.